Messenger RNA from Paramecium pentaurelia, 1212 nucleotides. The record is from the annotation of a GenBank genome assembly. Lineage: Eukaryota; Ciliophora; Oligohymenophorea; Peniculida; Parameciidae.
AUGAUUAAGGCUACAUCUAGUGUUCAUAUUUAAAAAGUAUAAAUGGCAGUGCCACAAAUGAAUCCAUUCCAAGGAUAAGUUAGAUUGAGUAAUCCUUAUACAGAUGCACCUAGUACUCCAUAAAAAUAAUUUGUCAAUUAAUAAAUGAGAGGGUCAAUUACUAUAUCUACUCCAAAUAAAGCAUAAUAAACAUUUUAUUUAAAAGAAAAUAACAUUAAUAUUGAAUGUAGAGUUUAAACUUUACUCAAUGAAAAUUGCAUUUUAAAUUAACAAUUAGAAAAAGCUAGAUUUGAAAUAGAAAAUUAUCAAUAACAAAAUGAAUAAUUUUAAGAAAUUAAAUAAAGAGUAUUGAAACUAGAAUAGCUUAUAGAUACAUAAUAAAAUGAAAUUGAAAAAUGGAAGUUAAAAUAUCAAAGAGCAGCUGCUGGUGAAACUGAUAUAUAAAAGAUGGAAGGUUAAAUUAUAAAUGUUAUAGAAGAAAAUGAAAGAUUGAAUUAGUUUAUUUAAACUUUAAAUGAACAAUUAUCAGAAUAUAAAAACUAAAUUAGUUCUUUAUAGAAUACUAUAUAAUAAUAAGAUAUAGAGUUAAAGAAAUCUAAAAAGUCUGUUGAAAAAACUAAUAAAUAGGCAAUUCAAUGGAAUGCAUUUUAAAAUGAUAAAAAAGGAUCAAAAUAAACAGAAACCCAUUUUAUAAAAGGUAAAUAAAAUGAUCAAGAAUAAAUUGCUAUAGGUAAGAAAAAUGAUUAAGUAUGUAAAUAAUGUUAAUAAAAAUGCAAUUAAGAAAUUAUUCAAUUAUAAUAAUAAACAACUAAAAUUGAAAAUGAAAAUUAAAAAUUAUAAGCCAAAGUUAUUGAAUUAGAAACUAAAUUAUAAAGUUAAAUUACCCAUUAAUCAAUAGAUUUAAGAGAAGUUUAAAAUAGUUUGAAUAUUGAUAGUGUAAUAACUGAGUUAUAAGAAGUAAUUAAUAAAAAUUUAUUUUAGUAAAUACAAAAUCAAUAAAAGUUUGUUUAAGAUGAGAUGAAAAAGUAUUAAUAAUGUUAAUAAUAAAUGGAAAUUAUAAAAGAAUAAUUGAUUUAAUCAGAAUCAUUUUUUAAAUCAUUAAAUACAUAGGUUUAAACUGAUCAAAUUAAAUUUAAUGAUAAGCUAUUUUUUGAAUUUCAAAUGGGAUCUAAGAAUUGUUUAAGAAUUCUUGAAUAAUUAAAAAAUAAAUGA